This is a messenger RNA of Trichosurus vulpecula (common brushtail), 4359 nucleotides long. It is a transcript of the gene SIK3, whose product is annotated as SIK family kinase 3. The record is from RefSeq and is a predicted model, not a curated record. NCBI's taxonomy places the organism in Eukaryota, Metazoa, Chordata, Mammalia, Diprotodontia, Phalangeridae. Gene Ontology annotation, cellular component: cytoplasm. Gene Ontology annotation, biological process: intracellular signal transduction; microtubule cytoskeleton organization; protein phosphorylation. Gene Ontology annotation, molecular function: ATP binding; protein serine/threonine kinase activity; tau-protein kinase activity. The transcript is spliced from 25 exons. Bases 1 to 4107 code for a protein of 1368 amino acids.
AUGGCGGCGGCGGCGGCAAGCGGAGCUGGCGGGGCUGCGGGGGCCGGGGCCGGGGGAGUUGGUCCGGCUGCCCGCCUGCUGCCCCCGCCCGCUGCCGGACCCCCGGCCGCGCCCGCCCCGGUGCCCUCGGCCGGCCCCCCGCGCCCCCCAGCCCCGGCCCCCCGCGGGCCGAUGCCCGCUCGCAUCGGCUACUACGAGAUCGACCGCACCAUCGGCAAGGGCAACUUCGCCGUGGUCAAGCGGGCCACGCACCUCGUCACCAAGGCCAAGGUUGCUAUAAAGAUCAUAGAUAAGACCCAGCUGGAUGAAGAAAAUCUCAAGAAGAUUUUCCGAGAAGUUCAGAUUAUGAAGAUGCUCUGUCAUCCGCAUAUCAUCAGGCUAUACCAGGUUAUGGAAACAGAGCGGAUGAUUUAUUUGGUGACAGAAUAUGCUAGUGGAGGAGAAAUAUUUGAUCACUUGGUUGCCCAUGGUCGAAUGGCAGAGAAAGAAGCUCGUCGGAAAUUCAAGCAGAUUGUGGCUGCUGUCCAUUUUUGCCACUGCCGGAACAUUGUUCAUAGGGACUUGAAAGCAGAAAACCUGCUUCUGGAUGCCAAUCUGAACAUCAAGAUAGCAGAUUUUGGGUUCAGUAACAUUUUUACCCCAGGGCAGUUACUGAAGACCUGGUGUGGGAGUCCCCCAUAUGCUGCCCCUGAGCUCUUUGAAGGAAAGGAAUAUGAUGGGCCCAAAGUGGAUAUUUGGAGCCUUGGAGUAGUCCUCUAUGUGCUUGUCUGUGGUGCCCUGCCAUUCGAUGGGAGCACCCUACAGAAUCUUCGGGCCCGGGUGCUGAGUGGAAAGUUCCGAAUUCCAUUUUUCAUGUCCACAGAAUGUGAGCACUUGAUCCGCCAUAUGCUGGUGUUAGACCCAAGUAAGCGCCUCUCAAUGGAGCAGAUCUGCAAACACAAAUGGAUGAAGCUGGGAGAGGCCGAUCCCAACUUCGACAGGUUAAUAACUGAAUGCCAGCAUCUGAAGGUAGAAAGACAAAUGGAGCCUCUGAAUGAAGAUGUUUUGUUGGCCAUGGUGGAAAUGGGACUGGACAAGGAGCGAACACUACAGUCAUUAAGGACAGAUGCCUAUGAUCACUACAGUGCUAUCUAUAGCCUACUAUGUGAUCGGCUUAAGAGACAUAAGAACCUGCGUAUUGGAGCACCUCCCAGUGUACCUCGGACCGUGACCUUCCCAGCACCAGCCACUAUCCAGGCGGAGCAAGCAGGUACCACUGUAAGCAUCAACGUUCCCCAGGUGCAGCUUAUCAACCCGGAGAACCAAAUUGUGGAGACGGAUGGGACAAUGAACUUGGACAGUGAUGAAGGUGAGGAGCCAUCUCCUGAAGCCCUGGUCCGGUACCUUUCAAUGAGGAGGCACACGGUGGGCGUGGCUGACCCUCGCACGGAAGUCACUGAAGAUCUUCAGAAGCUCCUUCCGGGCUUUCCUCGAGUCAGUCCCCAGGCCCCAUUCCUCCCGGUGGCCCCUAACAUGAAUUUUGUGCACAACCUACUCCCUAUGCAAAAUCUGCAACCAGCCGGGCAAUUAGAGUACAAGGAGCAGUCCCUGCUGCAGCCUCCCACUCUACAGCUGCUGAAUGGAAUGGGCCCCCUUGGCCGGCGGGCAUCAGAUGGAGGAGCCAACAUCCAGCUGCAUGCCCAACAACUGCUGAAGCGCCCAAGGGGACCCUCCCCUCUUGUCACCAUGACACCAGCAGUGCCAGCAGUUACCCCUGUGGAUGAGGAGAGCUCCGAUGGGGAGCCAGAUCAGGAAGCUGUACAGAGAUACUUGGCAAAUAGGUCCAAAAGACAUACACUGGCCAUGACCAGCCCAACAGCUGAGAUCCCUUCGGACCUGCAGCGGCAGUUAGGACAGCAGCCUUUCCGUCCCCGGGUCUGGCCGCCUCACCUGGUACCUGAUCAGCAUCGCUCUGUCUACAAGGACUCCAACACCCUACACCUUCCCACAGAGCGUUUUUCGCCUGUGCGCCGGUUUUCUGAUGGGGCUGCAAGCAUCCAGGCCUUCAAAGCUCACCUGGAGAAGAUGGGUAACCACAGCAGCAUCAAACAGCUGCAGCAGGAGUGUGAGCAGCUGCAGAAGAUGUAUGGGGGGCAGAUUGAUGAGAGAACACUUGAGAAGACCCAGCAGCAACAUAUGUUAUACCAGCAGGAGCAACAUCAUCAGAUUCUCCAGCAGCAAAUUCAGGAUUGUAUCCGUCCUCCUCAACCCUCUCCACCUCUUCAGGCUACAUGUGAAAACCAGCCAGCCCUUCUUACCCACCAGCUCCAGAGGUUGCGGAUUCAGCCCUCCAGUCCUCCCCCCAGCCACCCCAGCAACCAUCUCUUCAGGCAGCCCAGUAACAGCCCUCCCCCAGUCAGCAGUGCCAUCCUCCAGUCUCAUGGUGCUGCCUCUCCUUCCCAGUUUCAAGGCUUGCCAUCCCGAAGUGCAAUCUUCCAGCAGCCUGGGAACUGUUCUCCUCCCCCCAAUGUGACACUGACCUGCAUGGGCCUACAGCAGCCUUCCCAGUCUCAGCAGGUGACCAUCCAGGUACAAGAGCCACCUGACAUGCUCAGCAACAUGCCAGGGGCAUCAGCAGCUGGGCGGGGCAUGUCCCUCAACUCCUGUGCCAGUCAGAUUCAGAUGCAGCACCGUGCCAACCUGAUGGCCUCCCUCACAUAUGGGCACCGCCCAUUGUCCAAGCAACUGAGCGCCGACAGUGCAGAGGCCCACAGCUUGAACAUGAAUCGGUUUUCCCCUGCUAAUUAUGACCAGGCCCAUUUACACCCCCAACUGUUCUCGGACCAGUCCCGGGCCUCUCCCACCAGCUACAGCCCAUCCACAGGAGCGGGCUUUCCUCCAGCCCAAGCCCUGAAAGUCCCCGCACUCGACCAGUUCCCUCCUUUCCCUUCCGGUGCACAUCAGCAGCAACAGCACUACACCGCAUCGGCACUCCAGCAGGCUCUGCUGUCCCCCACGCCGCCUGACUAUCCGAGACACCAGCAGGUCCCCCACAUCCUCCAAGGACUGCUCUCCCCCCGGCACUCGCUCACAGGCCACUCGGACGUUCGGCUGCCUCCGGCAGAGUUUGCACAGCUCGUUAAAAGGCAGCAACAGCGACAGCAGCAGCAAGAACUACAAGAAUUGUUCAGGCAUAUGAACCAAGGGGAUGCUGGGAGCCUGGCUUCCGGCCUAGGGGGACAGAGUAUAUCAGAGUGCCAGGCUUUGUCUUUGCCUUAUCAGAACACUGACUCAUAUCACCACCAUCAUCAUCACCACCACCACCACCAUAGCAGCCCCCAGCAUCUCUUACAAAUCAGGGCACAAGAAUGUAUCUCACAGGUUCCCUCACCCACCCCGGCUCAUGGGUACACGCACCAGCCGGCGCUGAUCCACUCAGAGAGCAUGGAGGAGGACUGCUCAUGUGAAGGGGCCAGGGAUUGCUUUCCAGACAGUAAGAGUUCAAACACUUUGACCAAAGGUUGCCAUGAGAGCCCCCUGCUGUUAAAUACAGGUGGGCCUGGAGACCCUGAAUCUUUGCUAGGAACUGUAAGCCAUGCCCAGGAAAUGGGGGUGCAUCCAUAUCGACAUCAGCCAGUGACUGGAUUCAGUAGAAAUAAAGUGCCCAGCAGAGAAUCUGUCAUAGGGAACUGUAUGGACAGAAGUUCUCCUGGACAAGCUAUGGAGCUACCUGAUCAUAAUGGGUUGGGUUAUUCAACACGCUCCCCUGUCAGUGAGCAUCACAGGCCGAGGACCCUACAGAGACAUCACACUAUCCAGAACAGCGAUGAUGCCUAUGUACAGCUGGAUAACCUGCCUGGAAUGAGUCUCAUGGCUGGAAAAGCACUAAGCUCUGCUCGGAUGUCUGAUGCCGUCCUCAGUCAGUCUUCACUCAUGGGAAGUCAGCAGCUUCAGGACAGGGAAAGUGAAGGCUGCAGGGAGAGUUUGGAAGGUCAAGAGCCCUCAGACCUGACCGACGGCAGCCAGCACUUACACAACUCUUGUUAUCCAUCUACAUGUAUUACAGACAUUCUACUGAGCUACAAGCAUCCAGAGGUCUCCUUCAGCAUGGAGCAGGCUGGGGUGUAACAAGAAGCUAGGUGUUUUGUGUACAGCUUGGGAAUAAAAAAAGUUCAUUUUAAACCCACAGUAUCUAGCAGCAUCGCGCCAAAUUGCCAUUGUAUUUUUCCCCAGCUGGAAUAUCACAGCUCCUUUCCUCCUAUCCAGUCCAUCAGUGUGCCGUUCCUUGGGGUUCAGAAGGUGUCUACCAUGUUUGCCUGUAUGACCAAGCCACCGAGGAAAUAAAUGGGAAAUGAGAGCUCUCCGCUUUUGGCAAAAGCG